Molecule: messenger RNA, 1479 nt
Organism: Leishmania braziliensis MHOM/BR/75/M2904
Lineage: Eukaryota; Euglenozoa; Kinetoplastea; Trypanosomatida; Trypanosomatidae
Product: inosine-5'-monophosphate dehydrogenase
Exons: 1
Coding region: 1-1479 (492 amino acids)
Biological process (GO): GTP biosynthetic process
Cellular component (GO): cytoplasm; GMP reductase complex
Molecular function (GO): GMP reductase activity; IMP dehydrogenase activity
Source: RefSeq, a predicted model, not a curated record
AUGGCAGCACUAGGCGGUCUACCUACCCUUCCGCAGGGACUCACGUACGAUGACGUCCUGCUCAUUCCACAGCGCAGUCCCGUGCGCUCUCGCAAGGCUGUCAACACAAGCACCCACCUCAGCCGCAACAUUCGCCUCAAGAUUCCCAUCGUCGCCAGUAAUAUGGACACGGUGUGCGAGGACAAGACUGCCGUGACGAUGGCGCGCGAGGGCGGCAUUGGUAUUCUGCACCGCUUCUGCAGUAUCGAGGAACAGUGCGCGAUGGUGCGCAAGGUGAAGCGCGCGCAGUCCUUCCUGAUUGAAGACCCACGCAUGAUCCUGUCGUCAGCGACGAAGACUGAGGCUCUGGAGGAGCUGAACUGGUCUGGCCGCAAAGGGGGUGUCAGCUGCCUGAUGGUCGUGGACGACUUCACCAGCCGCCGCCUGUGUGGUGUGCUGAGCAAGAGCGACCUUGUCUUUGCCAGUGACUCCGACCUCAUCGGAACCCUCAUGACGCCGGUGAAGCGCAUGGUCGUCUCGACCAACACCUCCAUCACACUGGAGGAGGCUCGCGAACUGAUGCACAUGAAGCGGACCAACAACAUCCCACUGCUGGGCCCCAAAGGAGAGCUGCUCUACCUCAUCACUCAGUCCGAUAUUUUGAAGCUGACCGGCAACCGAAACGCCACCCUCGACUCACGCGGCCGCCUCAUUGUUGGCGCCGCUAUCGGCGUGAAGAAUGAGGAUCACAAGCGUGCGGCCGCCCUGGUAGAUGCUGGAGUGGACGUGCUCGUCGUGGAUAUCGCGCACGGCCAUAGCGACCUCUGCAUUGACAUGGUGAAGGCGCUCAAGGCGAACCCGCGCACCAACAAAGUUGACAUCAUUGCCGGCAACAUUGCCACAGCGGAAGCUGCGCAAGACCUGAUCGACGCGGGUGCGGAUGGCCUAAAGGUUGGUGUGGGUCCAGGCAGCAUCUGUAUUACGCGCCUCGUGGCCGGCGCCGGCGUGCCGCAGUUGUCUGCUGUGAUGGACUGUGCUCGCGUGGCGAAGAAGCACGGUGUUCCGUGCAUUGCAGACGGUGGCGUCAAGACGGCUGGAGACAUCUGCAAGGCGAUCGCUGCAGGGGCUGACACAGUGAUGUUGGGCAACAUGCUAGCGGGCACAGACGAGGCCCCCGGUCGUGCUCUAGUGAAGGACGGCAAGAAGGUGAAGAUCAUUCGUGGAAUGGCCGGCUUUGGCGCGAACAUCAGCAAAGCGGAGCGCGAGAAGCGCCUUGACGAGGACGUCUUUAAUGACCUCGUGCCGGAGGGUGUCGAGGGCAGCGUACCGUGCAAGGGACCCCUUGCGCCGAUUCUACAGCAACUGGUCGGUGGUCUGCGCUCUGGGAUCUCGUACUGCGGCGCGCACAGCAUUGCGGAGAUGCAGCAACACGCGAAGUUUGUGCGCAUGUCGGGAGCUGGUUUGCGCGAGAGUGGCAGUCACGAUAUCUCGAAACUGUAA